AUGGGUCCACCAUCAACCGUUACUUCCUAUCAUCUUAGUUCAGUAGCACCAUCAACACCUUUCUCUGCAGCAGCAGCAACACCAUUUACACCACGAACAGCUGAUACCUCACGUGUUCAACCAAGUUUACAAAAUAUAGUCUCAACUGUAAGUCUUGGUUGUCCAUUAGAUUUAAAACGUAUUGCACUUCAAGCUCGUAACGCUGAAUAUAAUCCAAAACGUUUUGCUGCUGUUAUUAUGCGUAUUCGUAGUCCACGAACAACAGCUUUAAUAUUUACUUCAGGAAAAAUGGUUUGUACUGGUGCUAAAAGUGAAGAAGAUUCUGUUCAAGCAGCACGUCGUUAUGCUCGUGUUAUUCAAAAACUUGGUUUUCCAGCUAAAUUUCUCGAUUUUAAAAUUCAAAAUAUGGUUGGUAGUGCGGAUGUUAAUUUUAAAAUACGACUUGAAGCACUUGCAUUAAAACAUGCUACAUAUUGCAGUUAUGAACCUGAAUUAUUUCCCGGUUUAAUCUAUCGAGUCAUUCAACCGAAAAUUGUUUUACUUAUUUUUAACUCUGGUAAAGUUGUACUUACGGGUGCAAAAGAACGUCGUGAAAUUCAUGAAGCAUUUGAACGUAUUUAUCCAAUAUUAAAAACAUUUCGACGAGCCUCUUGA
Rotaria sp. Silwood1 is the source of this 654-nucleotide messenger RNA. The record is from the annotation of a GenBank genome assembly. NCBI's taxonomy places the organism in Eukaryota, Metazoa, Rotifera, Eurotatoria, Philodinida, Philodinidae.